AUGCCCGUCACAAAGAAGAAGGGGGCCAUCUUUGCAAUCUACGCAGACUCCCCACCAAAGUCCGGAGCCUCCGCCGCCGCCUCGUCUUCUUCUUCUGCGGCAGCCAGCAGCAACCUCCUCCCCCUCCGCGCACCUUCCUCUCCCACCACCAAGCGGUCCACCGCGCACCGAACAGCACUCGGCUCGCUCCAGCCGUCCCGCACAGGUUUCCCCAGCGCCAAGGGCCCGUUGGCCGACAAGCCCCGCUCCCUGGGGGCCAAGGACGUUCCUGCUGGUGGUGCCGACGGCGGCAAGGCGUCGCUCGGUAGCAGCGGAACGACCAAAAAGCCCCUGUCAUCAAAGCCCGCACAGCAGCCGUCGGUGCGCACCAAGCUUGACCGCGAGAAUGCGCUCGGCACCAAGACUACCCUCGGACUCAAGAGCGGUGACCCCAAGCAGCGCCGCUCCACCAACGCCGCUCCCGCGUCCAAGCGCGCAUUUGAGAUCUUCUCCGACUCGAGCAACCCCCCAGCCAGUGCCAGCAGCACUCGAGCCAAGCCGAAGGCCACCUCAUCGUCGUUCACCAUCUUCACCGACCCCGUCAAGCCGGCGGCUGUCAAGCAACACACCACCCUCCGCGGCGCCGCCCCUGGCCCCUCGACAUUGUCGUCCACCGCCGGCCCAUCCACUCCGGGUCGCAAGCGCGAGCGCGCGCCUACGCCAACCGGUAUGGUUGACAAGGAGAACAGCGGUAUCCUCGACUCCCCCGCGUCCCGUACGAGGUCCAAGGUCCACAGCAGCAAGGCCGCGCCGACCCGCGCUCUCGCGCCCAAGACCGCUGUCCUCGACAAGAAGCCAUCAGCCAAGCGUACAGCUCUGCGCCGUGUCGACCCCGACAUGCCUCUCUCGGACGUGAGUGUGGCGUACGGCGCGACCAGGGAGGACGAGCCGGCCGGCUUCCGCGACGCGACCACGGACGACCAGGGCAACAAUGGGGCUCUCGAGGCCUUGUAG
Molecule: messenger RNA, 993 nt
Organism: Apiotrichum porosum
Lineage: Eukaryota; Fungi; Basidiomycota; Tremellomycetes; Trichosporonales; Trichosporonaceae
Exons: 2
Coding region: 1-993 (330 amino acids)
Source: RefSeq, a predicted model, not a curated record